Molecule: messenger RNA, 3774 nt
Organism: Naumovozyma castellii
Lineage: Eukaryota; Fungi; Ascomycota; Saccharomycetes; Saccharomycetales; Saccharomycetaceae
Gene: OSH2
Product: oxysterol-binding protein related protein OSH2
Exons: 1
Coding region: 1-3774 (1257 amino acids)
Source: RefSeq, a predicted model, not a curated record
AUGCCUCCGACAGAUAUACCAAAACAAAUGGAUGUCGCAAGUAAACCCUUAUUACAGCUGAAACUAUUGACUUGCCUACAUCAAAAUGAUUUCAAUACAUUACAAAGUUUCAUAGCUACACAAGAGUCUGAGAAUAAUGCAAAUGCUCAAGAAGUUUUUAGAUUAUUACUCCAUCUCGCCGUACAAGUUGCCUCCAAUGACCUUGUUGAACGUAUCAUUAAGGAUUAUGUAAACUCACCAGAGAAGAACCCUCCAUUGAAACUAGAUUUAAAUGCUCAAGAUGAAAAUGGGAACACCGCAUUACAUCUGGCGGCAGCACAAUCACGCUCAGAAGUGAUAACAUUACUAUUAGACCAACCUCAGAUUAAUGAAUGCAUAGUUAAUGAUGCUGGUCUUUUACCUGUUGAAAUGUGUAAAGAUUUGAAUAUUGCGCAAAUGAUGCAAAUAAGAAGAUCUAAUUAUUUAAGUGCUGUCUCCAAGGAAUUGAAAAUGGCAUUCCAAGAAAAUAAGAUUGAUAAAUUGGAAGCAAUUCUACACAAUCCAAGGAAUAUUGACGUUUUUAACGUGGAUUAUUUUGAUCCAGAAACAGGUGAUACAUUAUUGCAUACUGCCGUUAGGGAAAGAAAUUUAGCACUAUGUUCAUGGUUAUUACAACAUGAUUGCAACUGUUGUAAACGGAAUUUUAAUGGGAAACUACCUAUUGAUUUAUUGAAAGAAAGACCCUUAACAAAGAAACUAAUGAAGGAUACCCUUGAUGCUAACAAACACCGUGAAGUGGACCAUGAAAUAAAGACAUUAUUAGAGAAGAGUAAUAAAGAACAAGGUGCCUCCACUAUGCCAGAAGGACCUCCGACAUACAGAGGUUAUUUGAAAAAAUACACAAAUUUUGCACAAGGUUAUAAAUUACGUUAUUUUGUUCUAGAUGCAGAUGGGAAAUUAUCUUAUUAUAAAGACCAAGAAUCUACAAAGAAGAAAUGCCGUGGUUUAUUGGAUUUAUCCACAUGUAACAUUCAUUUAAACUCAUCUGAGAAAUUGAAAUUUGAAUUAAUUGGAGGAAAAAAUGUUAGAGCUAGAUGGCAAUUGAAGGCUAACCAUCGUGUAGAGGCAAACAAAUGGGUUUGGGCUCUUCAAAGUGCUAUAAGAUACUUAAAGGACAAAAAUAUGAUGAAAAAGAAUAAUAAUGUUGUUCCACCAUCACUAGCUAUACCACGCACCAAUAAGCCUGCACCAUUAUCCCCCCGUAGGAGUCUCGGUAGUAAACCAAGCUCUCCACUACAACAACAGGUACCAAUGUCUGGAAGAGUAGCUUCAUUUGGACGGCCACGUAGACCAAGUAAUUCUCUGUCAGUGGCAUCGAGUGAAGUUGAGCUUAGUGACAACUUAACACAAUCCGGUAAAUCCUACGUAAACAAGAUGAUUGAAAACAGAAUAGAAUCCUCAUCAACACCCAUAUCAUUACAUUCGAGGAAUCCAACUGUAGAGUCCUUCCAACCGGUGAAAUUAAGUGAUACUUUGACUAAUCAUACGAUACCUUCUUUGAAGAAUACACUUCUCACUUCAGUUGCAUCGAUUGAUACACGUAAUAGUAUUGAGUCGCAAUAUGAUGAAGAUGAUGAAAUCGAUAAUGUUAUUCAAGAUAAUACCAAUUCUGAUGAAGAAGGUGAAGGUGGAGUAGGGACUAAAGCUGAUAAAGAUGAAGAAUAUUUAAAAGUUGAAUAUGGUCCAUAUACUGAAAAAUUGAACAUGUUUCAAAAUUCAAUCUCGAUGGAAUUGAAAUCUAUAUCAGAAUUAUUACUGUCUGAUAGGAUUCCUGACCAACAAAUUUUGGAUGUUGUAAAAGUUUCCUUAACUAAUGUGACAAGAUCUUUUGAAGAAAUGAACCAAUUGACUGCAGAUAGAGAUAAGACUUUAGUCAGUAUGCUCACAAAACAACGUGAUAUCAAUAAUAUUUGGAUUCAAUCAGUCAAGGAUUUAGAGAAGGAAUUAAUGGAAAAGAGUGAACGUUUGCAAUCUCUGGGUAAAGAGAGAAGAAUCUUGAAGAAAACCUUCCAGAAGAAGGUUUUGGAGGCAAAAGAGACACAGGAUGAAAGAAACCAAGAAAGUGCCAAUUCAUCUGAUAUAGAAGAUGUAGAAAGUGAUACUUCUGAUACUUUGGAAGAAAUUGCCAAAUUUAUUAGCGCCACUAAGGAAGAGGAUGAGAAUUCUGAUGUUGAUGAAUUUUUUGAUGCUGAAGAAUUAUUAUCGGAGUCUAAGAUGAAACUAGGGCAGGAAAAUGAAUCAGGUAAACAAAAUGAGCCAGAAGCUAAUUUGAUAGAAAUCCAACCUCUUGAACCAGAGAUGGAGAAGCAUCUUCCAGUGGAGGAAAAUAAGAAUAUUCAACCAAUGACAAGCCCAACCAUGGAUAGAGAACUUGAGGAUAAGACUUCAACUAAGUCAAAGAAAGAAAUUGUAAAGACAGAACCAACGCAUCAUUUAAUUGCAGCUAACGAUAUUCAAAAGAAAAAGGAAUUAUUAAUAGUUAAACAAGGUUCAUUUUUAGGAUAUGAAGAUGGUACAAGGAAACGUUUGGCUCUGGAUAAAGAUGAAAGGCCGAAGAUUAGUUUAUGGGGUGUAUUGAAAUCGAUGGUUGGGAAAGAUAUGACAAGAAUGACCUUGCCUGUGACAUUCAAUGAACCGACGUCAUUAUUACAAAGAGUUACUGAAGAUUUAGAAUACUCUGAAUUAUUAGAUCAGGCUGCUACUUUCGAAGAUUCCACUCUAAGGUUAUUGUACAUUGCUGUGUUUACAGCAUCAUCAUAUGCAUCCACGAUUGGUAGAGUGGCAAAACCAUUUAAUCCAUUAUUGGGGGAAACGUACGAAUAUUCACGUCCUGACAAACAUUAUAGAUUCUUUACCGAGCAAGUGUCACAUCAUCCUCCAAUAUCUGCCACAUGGACGGAAUCACCCAAAUGGGAUUUCUGGGGUGAAUCAUAUCUAGACUCUAAAUUCAAUGGUAGAUCUUUCCAAUUUAAGCAUUUAGGGCUUUGGUACAUUAAGAUGCGUCCUGAUUUGGAAAAUUCCAAAGAGGAGUUGUAUACAUUUAAGAAACCUGAUAACACUGUUAUUGGUAUUCUUGUUGGUAACCCACAAGUUGAUAAUCAUGGUGAAGUUAAGAUUUUGAACCAUACGAAUGGGGAUUAUUGUAUUUUGAAUUUUAAGGCAAGAGGUUGGAGAUCAUCCGGGGCAUACGAAGUUAGAGGUGAAGUGUACAACAAGCAGAAAAAGAAAAUGUGGGUAUUAGGUGGUCAUUGGAACGAUUGUAUAUUUGCUAAGAAAGUGACGUCAAAAUCUGGAGAUGUUCUAUCUUUGGAGAAGACUAAGACGGUCACUUCCUUUUCUGGGAAGGGCCCCACCUAUGAUGGAUCUAAAUUCUUAGUGUGGAAGGCAUGUGCUAGACCAGAUGCUCCAUUCAACCUGACUCAGUUUGCUAUCACUAUGAAUGCGCCUCAACCACAUCUGUUACCGUGGUUAGCUCCCACGGAUACGAGAUUAAGACCGGAUCAAAGAGCCAUGGAAGAUGGGAGAUAUGACGAAGCCGCCGAGGAAAAGCAUAGAUUGGAAGAGAAGCAAAGGGCGGUACGUAAGCGGAGAGAAAUUGAAAAUAUUGAAUAUCAUCCAAGAUGGUUUACCAAAGAGGUACAUCCCGUCACUAAACUUCCGUAUUGGAGAUAUACCGGGGACUACUGGCCUCUAAGAAGGGACAAACAAUUGAAAGAUUGCGCCGACAUUUUUUAA